Racocetra persica is the source of this 224-nucleotide messenger RNA. The record is from the annotation of a GenBank genome assembly. Lineage: Eukaryota; Fungi; Glomeromycota; Glomeromycetes; Diversisporales; Gigasporaceae.
GUGAUUUAAUCCAAUUGAAUGGCACACCUUUACCUAUUCAAAAUAUAUCUUCAGACAAUGUUUCUUCGAAUUUACCUCAAAAUGAUACAGAAUGGUUUGAUAAUAUAGAAGAUAAAUAUAAUAUAAAUACUGAUAAAAAAUGGCCUGAAUUAGCUGGAACCUUGCUCUAUGACUAUCCAAAAAGAAAUAUCAUAAAGAUAGAAGGUAAUUUUGGUGGUAAACCA